CCAUACAUACCCGCACUAAGCCGCCAUCCGGGAUCCACUGAAGAAUCACAAAUAGUUCCUUCCUGUACUCUAUCUAGGUACGCAGUAGGUUAGGUACCUACUUUCCAAACGACUAACAUUGAAGGCUCCAAAUCUCAACCUCGACACUACGCAAUUGAACAAAUCCACGGAAUAGCCUUAAUAAAAGAGUUAAUAUAAAUGUCUUCCCAACCGAAAAUAACCUCCAAAAACCUCUCCUACUCAACCGACCUCCCGCCCUUCCUAGCCAAGCUCCGCGGCCAGCAGGACCAGCAACGCAACUCCGACACCCCGGACCCGAUCCUCGCGGCGCGACGACGCGCAGCGCGCCCGCGGUCCGCGAGCGAGGAGGCCGAGGACGCGCCCCUCGUCGUCGACGAAGCCGGCAACGCGAUCGCUUUCCCGUCCGCGGAUGCGCCUGCCGAGGCCUCGGACGGAGGAGCUGUAGACGGCGCCGGUGCGGGCGAUCAAGAAAAAAACGAGAAGGAUGGGCAGAAGGAGAGGGAGAAGGUAGCAGCCAUCGGCGCGCCCAAGAAGCGCAAGGUCGGACGCGUGGUCGGCGGAGACGAGGAAGACGAGCCCGCACUCCGUAAAGAGAACUCAUCAUCGGAAAAGAACAAGAGCAGGAAGGAACCUGAACAUACCGCCGACCACGAUUCAAAGGACGCGAAGUCCGGCUCGAAGCAAAAGAAGAAGGCGAAGAAGAUUAAGCUUAGCUUCGGCGACGACGGGGAUUGAACGAGCGAGAGAACGCUGAGAGUGAAAUCGUGAUCUUGGAAGAGGGUUCAUAGGUCACGGUACGAAGAACGUGUAUACUCGCUAGUGCUACGAGGCGAUGUGAGGCGAUAUCCAUAUGGACAACAUCACCUAGGACCUAGCAUAGGUGACUUAGGUGUGCUUGCUCGGAAAAGCGCCACCAUACAGCCCGUUUCUCACCUAGAUGGCACGCAGCAACGCGCUACAACUCGCAAUUGGACUCGAGGCUGUCCAUACCUACCUAGCUAUCUACACGCAGGUGGCUGAGAAAAGCGCGGCUUUUGACAUGAUGGGACAAUCCCGCAUUCCUCACAAAGGUAGACAUGACAUGAAAUCCUGUCUAAGACAGAAAAACACUUAAACAUAGUGUGUUCCACGUCAUCAACAAUCUCGAUAUAGAGAUCGCGGGGCUUUGGUGGCUGGUCUCAUAGUCGAGUUGGAAAUGGGUUCUACAAGCGUCGCUAGACGGAUAUUCCCAUUCGGUAGCUAGCAACGUGAAAACGAAAUAAUCAAACAUGAUUAUGGCCUUCAACAAGCACAAUUAAAAACUAUCUUCAU
Molecule: messenger RNA, 1332 nt
Organism: Annulohypoxylon truncatum
Lineage: Eukaryota; Fungi; Ascomycota; Sordariomycetes; Xylariales; Hypoxylaceae
Exons: 1
Coding region: 199-756 (185 amino acids)
Source: RefSeq, a predicted model, not a curated record